AUUUCAGUUACAAAGUCCACACCAUGUCGUGGGAAGAUAUAAACAAUCGUUUGGGGGAAAGAUGUCCCAACAUCCUUCAGGUCAUCGAUCUGGUCCUGUCGUUACCGGCAGGGUCUUCGGAGUGUGAAAGAGGUUUUUCGCAUAUGAAGGCCACAAAAUCACAGUAUCGCAACCGGAUGAGGUCCACCACCAUGACGAUGCUACUGACCAUCAAGAUGCACUCGGCGGAAAUCCAGAAAUACGACCCAAGUUCAGCUAUUCACCACUGGAACCAAAACCACCACAGGAGACCCAAAUUCUUGGAGAAAAAGAGACAUAAUCCUAAUCGCGAUCUGGGGCAGGUAUCGGCAGAGGUUGAGGAUGAGGUUGAAGCAGAGGAGGAAGCCGAAUCUGACUUCUCUGAUAUAGAGUACAUCGGUCCCGGAGAAGAUGCAUAAUCUUCUUAACACGUUCAACUUCAGUGCUAACCACGUCACCAGACGUGGCAACUUUUUUUGGGGGGGGGGAAAUGUUCAACUUCUUUUUUUUGAUAGAUGGCAGUAGCUAAACAUGCAGAAAUUGAACUGGUAUUGUCUAUGCUGCGUUGUUAUCCGGAAAUAAUACAAGAUUCCUUAUUUGCACACAGAUCAAGCAUUGUAUUUGAAUGUUUUAUUAACUGAGGUGAUUUAUUUAAAAAAAAAAGUGUAACCUGUUUCAUUUAAAUAAAUCUUUGUU
This is a messenger RNA of Priapulus caudatus, 714 nucleotides long. Its product is annotated as zinc finger protein 862-like. Lineage: Eukaryota; Metazoa; Priapulida; Priapulimorpha; Priapulimorphida; Priapulidae. The coding region runs from base 24 to 437 and encodes 137 amino acids. The record is from RefSeq and is a predicted model, not a curated record. Gene Ontology annotation, molecular function: protein dimerization activity. The transcript has 2 exons.